Molecule: messenger RNA, 1137 nt
Organism: Thermothielavioides terrestris NRRL 8126
Lineage: Eukaryota; Fungi; Ascomycota; Sordariomycetes; Sordariales; Chaetomiaceae
Exons: 1
Molecular function (GO): protein binding
Source: RefSeq, a predicted model, not a curated record
AGCAGCCCACGACAGCAUGCUUGGACGCACUCGUCGCCGUGUUUCCAGGGCCCCGGGUCAGAGCACCCAAUCUGCGUAUUUACCGAUACGGUAUUUGCUGGGGGGAGGGGCAUCUCGCUGGUCACGACGCGUCAGCGAGCGAACCACGUCGCCCUCAGCCCGGCAUUCACCGAGGCUGAGAUCACGAUGGGAAUCAACCAGGACCUCAACCGGACCGUCCCCGCCAAGUACGAGAUGCGCGAAAUCCCCGGCAAAGGCAUGGGCCUCGUGGCCACCGAGCACAUCCGGCGCGGCGACUUGAUCUUGGCGAACACGGCCUCGCUGAUGAUCGACUACCGCGCCUUCAACGAGCUCACCGAGGCGCAGUACACCGAGCUGCAAGCUCAGGCCGUCAGCAGCCUCCCGUCUGCGCACCGCGCCGCCCUGCUCAACCUUUCCACGCACAGCAGCCGCGACGGCCUCGCCGACGCAGAGCUCGUCAACAAGAUCGCCGCCACCAACAGCUUCGACAUCGACCCGUGGCCGGACGACACCGAUCAGCACCACAGCUUCUUCGUGCUCUUCCCCGAGAUCGCCCGGCUCAACCACGACUGCCGCCCCAACGCCGAGUACCGCUUCGAGCACGCCGCGCUGGCCCAGCACGUCCACGCGGCGCGCGACAUCGCCCCCGGCGAGGAGCUCACGCUGUCGUACGUCAACCCGCUGAUGACGCGCGCGCAGCGGCUGCAGCGGCUCGAGCGGAACUGGGGGUUCCGCUGCGGCUGCCCGCUGUGCGCGCUGCCGCCGGCGCGGGCGGCCGAGUCGGACGCGAGGAUCGAGCUGGCCAGGAAGCUGAAGCAGGAGCUGGGCGCCUGGGACGCCGGGAGCCGCGCGACGCCCGAGAUGGCCGAGCUGCUCGUCAGCCUGUACGAGACGGAGCGGCUGUGGGGGUCCAUGCACGAGGCGUACACGCUCGCCGCGCUCGAGUUCAGCGCGGCCGGCGACGCGUGGACGGCGGUCAAGUAUGCGCGCCUGGGCAUCGAGUGGGGGAUUCCAAUGGUCGGGGAGCACGACGAGGACCUGGCCGAGCUGAGGAGCCUCGCCGAGGAUCCGUGGGCGCAUUGGAGCUGGCGGAGGAGGGUGGAAAGGGACGGGUGA